CAAACACAACAACCACAGCUUCAAAACCCACCCGGCCUCUCCUCUCGUCUCCUCUAUCACUUCCAGCAAACAGUAACAUAACGCUUUUUUUUUUUUCUAAAAAAGACAAAAAAAAAAAAAAACUUGACUUUAGCGGCCAUGGCUAUGCUCUCAACUUCACUCUCCGGUCCAAAAUCUGCAACUUCGUAUUGCGCGACUGAGUUCUCCGGUCUUCGCCGUUUAUGUCCAAACAACAAUACCAACAACUCUCAUUCCCAGUCCUUUCUUCGCUUCUCUUCUCCCCGGAAACCUCUUAGAGGAGUCUUUGCCAUGGCUGGCACUGGACAGUUCUUUGUUGGAGGAAAUUGGAAAUGUAAUGGAACAAAAGAAUCCAUUACCAAGCUCGUUUCAGACCUGAACAGCGCAAAGUUGGAGUCUGAUGUCGACGUUGUUGUAGCACCUCCCUUUAUUUACAUCGAUCAGGUCAGGUCUUCCUUAACAGACAGGAUUGAGAUAUCAGCUCAGAACUCUUGGGUCAGUAAGGGUGGGGCUUUCACAGGAGAAAUCAGUGUGGAACAACUGAAAGACAUUGGCUGCAAGUGGGUUAUCCUUGGGCAUUCUGAGCGUAGACAUGUAAUUGGCGAAGACGAUCAGUUUAUAGGAAAGAAGGCAGCUUAUGCCUUGAGCCAGGGUGUUGGAGUAAUUGCUUGUAUUGGUGAACUGUUGGAAGAAAGAGAAGCAGGGAAAACUUUUGAUGUUUGUUAUCAGCAACUGAAGGCGUAUGCAGAUGCUGUGCCCAGCUGGGAUAAUAUAGUCAUUGCAUAUGAGCCUGUUUGGGCUAUUGGUACUGGUGUAGUGGCCACACCUGCGCAGGCUCAGGAAGUACAUGUAGCUGUUCGUGAUUGGCUUAAAAACAAUGUCUCGGCAGAAGUCGCAUCAAAAACACGUAUUAUAUAUGGAGGAUCCGUGAAUGGAGGAAACUGUGCUGAACUUGCAAAGCAAGAAGAUAUUGACGGUUUCCUUGUUGGUGGUGCAUCCUUGAAGGGCCCUGAGUUUGCUACCAUUGUCAAUUCUGUAACAUCCAAGAAAGUUGCUGCUUGAUUAUAUGAAAUUGGCGUUGGAAACUAUAACAAAUAAAGGGCAAAAAGGAGCUGCUUCAUUUUGAAGCUUACUGUAAUCAACCUUUGAGUUAAGUCUUAUCAAAUGAAGUUUUGAUUAUUUAUCCA
Populus nigra (black poplar) is the source of this 1205-nucleotide messenger RNA. RefSeq names its product triosephosphate isomerase, chloroplastic. Gene Ontology annotation, biological process: glyceraldehyde-3-phosphate biosynthetic process; gluconeogenesis; glycerol catabolic process. Gene Ontology annotation, molecular function: triose-phosphate isomerase activity. The record is from RefSeq and is a predicted model, not a curated record. The transcript has 9 exons. Lineage: Eukaryota; Viridiplantae; Streptophyta; Magnoliopsida; Malpighiales; Salicaceae. Gene Ontology annotation, cellular component: cytosol. Bases 139 to 1080 code for a protein of 313 amino acids.